AUGAACGGAGAGCAUACGUUUUCAUCAGAACAAGACAUGGGCGCAUAUACUGGUGGCUUCGCGCCAAUCAAUACGGGAAAGAAUGGGGACUCAUCCGACGAGGAACUCGAGGCCGAAGCGAUGGCCAGCCCAGCCAGGGAUACCCACCGCGAUACGAUGAUGAUCGAUGAGGAGGAUAGAAGAGAACUGCAGAGAAUUGCAACAUCGCUGUCCCGGCAUCAAAGCGUAGCCAGCAACGGCCGCCCCCUUUCGACCAACGUCUCUUAUGGCGAGGCGUUCGCAACAACGAACGAUCCCGCAUUGGACCCUUCAAGCAAGUCUUUCGACCUUUCCAAAUGGCUUCAGGGUUUCAUGAGGGAAAUGCAGAACGAAGGUAUCGUCCUUAAGAACGCUGGUGUUGCCUACAGGGAUCUUAGCGUUUCGGGCUCCGGCGCCGCCCUGCAGCUUCAGCAGACCGUCGGCGACUUCCUAAAGGCGCCGUUGAGAAUCGGCGAGCACUUCAGCUUCGGGAAGAAAGAGCCCAAGAGGAUCCUCAACAGCUUUGACGGUAUUCUGAAAAGCGGCGAACUUUUGAUCGUUCUCGGUCGCCCUGGCUCUGGAUGCAGCACUCUCUUGAAGACCAUGACCGGAGAACUCCAGGGUCUCACAUUGGGAGGGGAGUCCGUCAUCCACUACAACGGUAUCCCUCAAAAGAAGAUGAUGAAGGAGUUCAAAGGAGAGACUGUCUAUAACCAGGAGGUUGACAAGCACUUCCCUCACCUGACUGUCGGUCAAACCCUCGAAUUCGCAGCCGCGGUCCGCACACCUUCGCACAGACUACAGGGUAUGACACGGGAGGAACACCACAGGAAGGCUGCACAGGUUGUUAUGGCCGUCUGCGGUCUCAGCCAUACUUUCAACACCAAGGUCGGCAACGAUUUCGUUCGCGGCGUCUCUGGUGGUGAGAGAAAGCGUGUCAGUAUCGCAGAGAUGAUGCUCGCUGGUUCACCGAUGUGCGCGUGGGACAACAGCACCCGCGGUUUGGAUUCAGCGACAGCUCUCAAGUUUGUGCAAUCUCUGCGCCUCGCUUCUGACUUCACCGGUAGCGCCAAUGCCGUCGCCAUCUACCAAGCCAGUCAAGCCAUCUACGACCUCUUCGACAAAGCUGUUGUUCUGUACGAAGGUCGCCAGAUCUACUUCGGCCCUGCUGGUGCCGCCAAGUCAUACUUUGAGCGUAUGGGCUGGGAAUGUCCUCAGCGUCAGACAACUGGUGACUUUUUGACCUCGGUUACAAAUCCUUCCGAGCGCAGGGCUCGCCCUGGCAUGGAGAACCAGGUCCCUCGCACGCCGGAGGAUUUUGAGGCCUACUGGCGCCAGUCUCCAGAGUUCCAGGCUCUUCGCCAAGAGAUCGAUCAGCACACUGAAGAUUACCCUAUUGAUCCCCAUGGCCAGGCUCUCACCGAGCUCCGCCAGGUUAAGAACGACAGACAGGCCAAGCACGUCCGCCCCAAGUCUCCCUAUAUUAUCAGCAUGGCAAUGCAGGUCCGGCUCACCACAAAACGCGCCUAUCAGCGCAUAUGGAACGACAUCUCAGCCACUGCUACAGCGGCCGCCCUCAACAUCAUUUUGGCUCUUGUGAUCGGUUCGGUCUUCUAUGGCACUCCCGAUGCAACCGCCGGCUUCUACUCCAAGGGGUCUGUUCUAUUUCAGGCUAUUCUUAUGAAUGCUCUGACUGCCAUUUCCGAAAUCAACAGCCUGUACGACCAGCGGCCAAUUGUUGAAAAGCACGCCUCGUAUGCCUUCUAUCACCCAUCGUCGGAAGCCAUUGCUGGUGUUGUGGCAGACAUUCCAAUCAAGUUCGUCACGGCAACCUGCUUUAACCUUACGCUUUACUUCCUCUCAGGACUUCGUCGUGAGCCUGGCCAGUUCUUCCUCUACUUCAUGAUUACCUACAUCUCGACUUUUGUCAUGAGCGCCGUCUUCAGAACCAUGGCCGCCAUCACAAAGACCAUUUCCCAGGCAAUGAUGUUGGCUGGUGUCAUGGUCUUGGCGCUUGUCAUCUAUACCGGUUUCGUCAUCAGAGUACCUCAGAUGGUUGACUGGUUUGGUUGGAUUCGCUGGAUCAACCCCAUCUUCUACGCUUUCGAGAUCCUCAUCGCCAACGAGUUCCACGGCCGGGAGUUCACCUGCUCAGCGAUCAUUCCUUCUUACACCCCCUUGAAUGGGGACUCUUGGAUCUGCUCGGCUGUCGGUGCUAUCGCCGGCCAGCGCACUGUCAGUGGCGAUGCCUUUAUCGAGACCAACUACCAGUACUACUACUCUCACGUCUGGCGAAACUUCGGCAUCCUUCUUGCGUUCCUGUUCUUCUUCAUGAUAAUCUACUUCGUCGCGACUGAACUCAACUCUUCCACCACCAGUACCGCUGAGGUUCUCGUUUUCCGUCGUGGCCACGUUCCUGCCCACCUCCAGGACGGUGUUAGCCGCAGCGUUACCAAUGAGGAUAUGGCGGUGCCCUCCAAGGAGCAAGAGUCCGAUGGCAACGUCAAGUCAAUCCCCCCUCAGAAGGAUAUCUUCACCUGGAGAGAUGUUGUAUACGACAUUGAGAUCAAGGGCGAGCCCCGCCGGUUGUUGGACAACGUUUCUGGCUGGGUCAAGCCUGGUACGCUCACUGCCCUCAUGGGUGUCUCUGGUGCUGGAAAGACGACUCUGCUCGAUGUUCUUGCCCAGAGAACCACCAUGGGUGUUAUUACCGGAGACAUGUUUGUCAACGGCAAGCCAUUGGAUGCCAGCUUCCAGCGUAAGACUGGCUAUGUACAGCAGCAAGAUCUCCACUUGUCUACGUCGACUGUUCGCGAGAGCUUGCGCUUCAGCGCCAUGCUCCGCCAGCCCAAAACCGUCAGCAGAGAGGAAAAGUAUGCCUUCGUCGAGGAGGUCAUUGACAUGCUCAACAUGCGCGACUUUGCCGACGCCGUCGUCGGUAUUCCCGGCGAGGGUCUGAACGUUGAGCAGCGCAAGCUGCUCACUAUCGGUGUCGAAUUGGCCGCCAAGCCCAAGCUUCUUUUGUUCCUCGAUGAGCCCACCAGUGGUCUCGACUCCCAGAGCUCUUGGGCUAUUUGCGCCUUCCUCCGCAAACUUGCUGAUUCGGGUCAAGCUGUCCUUUGCACCGUCCAUCAGCCCAGCGCUAUUUUGUUCCAGCAGUUCGACCGCCUUCUCUUCCUCGCUCGUGGUGGCAAGACCGUUUACUUUGGCGAUAUCGGUGAUAACUCUCGCACUCUCCUGAACUACUUCGAGUCCCACGGUGCUCGUCAGUGUGGCGACGAGGAGAACCCAGCAGAGUACAUGCUCGAGAUUGUCAAUAACGGUAACAAUUCUAAAGGCGAGGACUGGCACAGUGUCUGGAAGUCAAGCAAUGAACGGCACGGUGUUGAGGCCGAGAUCGAGAGGAUUCACCUUGAGAAAGAGCAUGAGGAGGUUGCCGGCAGCGAGGACGCCGGUGCUCACUCUGAGUUCGCCAUGCCUUUCACCACACAACUCAUGGAGGUCACCACUCGAGUCUUCCAGCAAUACUGGCGUAUGCCCAACUACGUUUUUGCGAAGUUCUUCCUUGGUAUCGCCGCUGGUCUCUUCAUUGGAUUCUCUUUCUGGAAUGCCGAUGGAAGCCAGGCUGGUAUGCAGAACGUUGUCUUCGGUGUCUUCAUGGUCAUCACUAUCUUCUCCACCAUCGUCCAACAGAUCCAGCCACACUUUGUCACCCAGAGAGCCCUGUACGAAGUCCGCGAGCGUCCCAGCAAGGCUUACUCCUGGAAGGCUUUCAUGUUCGCUAGUAUCAUUGUUGAGAUCCCCUACCAGAUCAUCACCGGUAUCCUCAUUUGGGCCUGCUUCUACUAUCCCAUCAUCGGCGUCCAAUCCUCUGUCAGACAGGUAUUGGUUCUCCUGUACGCCAUUCAACUCUUCAUCUACGCCAGCUCAUUCGCACACAUGACCAUUGCUGCCUUCCCCGAUGCCCAGACCGCUUCGGGCAUGGUUACGCUCUUGGUGCUUAUGAGCUUGACCUUCUGCGGUGUCCUGCAAGCUCCAUCCGCACUUCCCGGCUUCUGGAUCUUCAUGUACCGCGUCUCUCCCUUUACCUACUGGGUCGCCGGCAUUGUCGGCACUCAACUACACGGCCGGGCUGUUACUUGCUCCGCUAGCGAAACCGCCAUUUUCAACCCACCUGCCAAUCAAACAUGUGGCGAGUACCUCUCAGACUACCUCCAGACGGCCCCUGGUCAGCUGCAGAACCCUGACGCAACUGAGCAGUGCAGAUACUGCUCUCUCAGCAACGCUGAUCAGUAUCUGGCUGGCAGCAACAUUUUCUACGAUGAGCGAUGGCGUAACUUUGGUAUUGUCUGGGCUUUCAUCUUCUUCAACAUUUUCAUCGCUGUUAUUUCUUACUACCUCGUCCGUGUCAAGAAGUGGAAUACUGGCGCAUCGAAGAAGACUAAGAAGGAUUCGAAGGGAAAAGGUACAGGGGCCCAAUAG
Colletotrichum spaethianum is the source of this 4500-nucleotide messenger RNA. Its product is annotated as zinc cluster transcription factor acuM. The transcript has 3 exons. Bases 1 to 4500 code for a protein of 1499 amino acids. Gene Ontology annotation, molecular function: ATP binding; ATP hydrolysis activity; ABC-type transporter activity. NCBI's taxonomy places the organism in Eukaryota, Fungi, Ascomycota, Sordariomycetes, Glomerellales, Glomerellaceae. Gene Ontology annotation, biological process: transmembrane transport. The record is from RefSeq and is a predicted model, not a curated record. Gene Ontology annotation, cellular component: membrane.